CUCUAAAACAUCAGGGCUUCAGACUUCACAAAUCCAACAUGACACAAUCAAGAUUUUCAACUGCCUUCUUUUUCUUACUGGGUUUGUCAUUUUGCCUGACAAUCCCUAUUCCCGUUGAAGAUAGCCAUGAAUUCACAGAGAAAGACCUUCAGUUUGCAGAGCGCUAUCUCAGGACUCACUAUGAUCUCCGUCCAAAUCCUGCUGGCAUUAUGAGGAAAAGUGCCAACACAGUGGCAUCUAAACUUCGAGAAAUGCAAGCUUUUUUUGGCUUGGAGGUGACAGGAAAAUUAGAUGAAGAAACGUAUGAGUUGAUGCAAAAACCAAGAUGUGGUGUUCCAGAUGUGGGGGAAUAUAACUUUUUUCCUAGAAAACUCAAAUGGUCAAAAACUAAUUUGACGUACAGAAUUAUGAACUACACUUCAGAUCUGAGACGUGCUGAAGUAGACAGAGCUUUCAAAAAAGCAUUCAAAGUUUGGUCUGACGUGACACCACUGAACUUCACAAGAAUACGAAGUGGCAUAGCUGAUAUCAUGAUUUCCUUUGGAACUAAAGAGCAUGGUGACUUUUACCCCUUUGAUGGACCCUCUGGAUUACUGGCUCAUGCUUUCCCUCCUGGUCCAGACUACGGAGGAGAUGCCCAUUUCGACGAUGAUGAAGCUUGGUCAGAUGAUUCUAGAGGAUAUAACUUGUUUCUUGUUGCUGCCCAUGAAUUUGGUCAUUCACUGGGACUUGAACACUCUAGAGACCCUGGAGCUCUGAUGUUUCCAAUUUACACAUACACUGGAAAAACUGGUUUUGUGCUUCCUGAUGAUGAUGUGCAAGGGAUCCAAGAGCUUUAUGGUGCUGGAGACAAAGAUCCAAACCCGAAACAUCCCAAAACGCCGGAAAAAUGUGAUCCAGAAUUAUCACUUGAUGCAAUAACAGAACUUCGUGGAGAGAUGCUGGUCUUCAAGGACAGGUUUUUCUGGCGACUGCAUCCUCAGAUGGUUGAGGCAGAACUGGUGUUACUUAAGUCCUUUUGGCCAGAGCUUCCAAACAAAAUAGAUGCAGCUUAUGAAAACCCGAUCAAAGAUCUCGUGUUCAUGUUUAAAGGAAAGAAAGUCUGGGCUCUGAAUGGCUACGACAUAGUUGAAGACUUUCCUAAAAAGAUAUAUGAAAUGGGGUUCCCAAAAGCAAUGAAAAGAAUAGAUGCAGCUGUCCAUAUUAAAGACACUGGCAAGACUCUCUUUUUUAGUGGAAAUAAGUACUGGAGUUAUGAUGAAGAGGCAGAGGUUAUGGAAGCAGGCUACCCCAGGUUCAUAGAGGAAGAAUUCGCAGGAGUUGGCGACAGAGUGGAUGCAGUCUAUGAAAGAAAUGGUUAUCUCUACUUCUUCAAUGGACCACUGCAAUUUGAAUAUAGCAUCUGGAGCAAAAGAAUUGUCCGUGUCCUGCAUACUAAUUCCCUGUUUUGGUGCUAAUUACAGUUGAGUGCCAUGUCAUAAGCUGCAGAGCAGCUUGUAGUACGUGGAAAUAAUAAGAUGGGCAUAGAGAUUUAUUAGACGACAGCAAGGUUCUGUGAAUAAGCACCCGCUACUGGCCACCAAAUGUAUACUGUAUAUAUGGAACAAUAUAGCUGUACGUCAGUCUGGAACUGAAUUAACUUAAUAGGAAAGAGGAAGAGACAUUAUUAACAUUUCAAAGGGCAUUACACCAUUAAAAGUUUGUGCUGGAUACAUCCUACAUGAUCAUGAGCACUAGGAAUUCCUAGUAAAAUGAGUAUAUCUAGCAACUUUCAAGGAUCUCCUAGCAUGUCCCAAAAAAUAGAGCUGAUAUAUGCAGGAGAGUUAAAUUUUUAAACUAAUCCUUCAGGUCUUUGUACAGUUCCUGCUAAUGUACUGGAAAUUCAGGUAUGUGAUGAAUAAGUCAGGACUUCACGGUGACUCCCUGAGCAGGAUAGUACCAGGCUGUAACACUGAACAUAGAGAAUUCAAAGGUAUUUGAAUGUAUCCUCAUUUGAAUGGGAUUGUCCCACUGGAAACAGAUGCCCUGUCAUUGCUGAAAUAUGCAGAAGGUAUAGAAGCAGCGAGGUGUCAUUCCAAAGCAGAUGAAAAAAGGCAAGAGAAGGGAAGAGCAUUCCCUGAAGAAAUGAUUAGCCUGUAGGACACUGGGGAAACCAGAAAGAAGUAGCAACAACACGAGAAUCACACAGGUUGAAAUCUUGCAUAAAGCUACAUCUGGUAACACAGCCCACGUUUUCAGUUGGUCUAAACUGAAUUAGUUCAGGUGACAUCUAUAGAGAUUUUGUCUAGUUGUACCAGAGAGAACCUGAACAUUCAAAUAAAAAUAUUCACAAUAAUACCUUUUUUCAUGUUAGCCAGUCUUUUAAUAUCAAUAUCAGGUGUGUCAGUACCAUGUAAGUUUUUGGUUUAUUUUUUAUCAAUGCAAAUGCUGCGGGACUGUGAUUAUUUUUCAGUUGAAAAAAUAAUGUUAAAUAAACUGGAGGAAUAAAAUGACAUUGUGGAAAUACUUAAAAUUUCCUGUGCUGCCUGUCAUAAAAGCAAGAGAGCUAUCAGAUAAAAGAAAUCACGAACCCUAACCUGUGCAUUUAAUUCAUUAAA
Cuculus canorus (common cuckoo) is the source of this 2597-nucleotide messenger RNA. Its product is annotated as collagenase 3. Gene Ontology annotation, biological process: extracellular matrix organization; collagen catabolic process; proteolysis. Lineage: Eukaryota; Metazoa; Chordata; Aves; Cuculiformes; Cuculidae. Gene Ontology annotation, molecular function: metalloendopeptidase activity; zinc ion binding. The record is from RefSeq and is a predicted model, not a curated record. Gene Ontology annotation, cellular component: extracellular matrix. Bases 39 to 1457 code for a protein of 472 amino acids. The transcript is spliced from 10 exons.